Messenger RNA from Truncatella angustata, 1008 nucleotides. RefSeq lists its product as uncharacterized. The record is from RefSeq and is a predicted model, not a curated record. Lineage: Eukaryota; Fungi; Ascomycota; Sordariomycetes; Amphisphaeriales; Sporocadaceae. Bases 353 to 733 code for a protein of 126 amino acids. The transcript is spliced from 2 exons.
AUUUAGUGUGGUGAGACCGUUACAUUAUGGGGCCUCAUCCUGGGGAGCUAGAUACGCCAAACGAGUGCCCCGGGCCGACGUUGUUGUUCAAUACAAUAAUGGUGCCGGUGUUCCGAAAUGCCUCGGACAAAUAUAUGAUUCUGAAGCAACAGCAAGGCCUGAUAAAUCAUCCCUGCCAUCGUACUUAUUUCAAUCAUUUAACACUGCAAGCACCGAAACAGGAACCUAGCUACUUGGUAUUCUAGGCCCUUUUCCCAGCAUUUUGGUUCGCGACACCUUGUGACUUACAUUGUCCACUACCCCUUCCAAUAUCCAUAAACUUUAUUUCGACGCCAGUGACAUUUGAUCCUUCAUGAACGGGACUGUGGCAUGUUCACCAACGAUGGAAAUAUUCCACCUAGAUCCAGAUACAGAAGCACAUAAAUCGCUAAUCGAUUGCGAAAUCCAAUAUGAUUCUGACCACUCCACAGCGGUUCUAUCAGGCUCGAAUAUGGUUCACCCGAAUGUUCGCCACUCUCAACGCGACUUAAAAGGUAUAUUCAUGACAAUUGCCAAAAGUCACUGGACCCCCAUCUUCAUUACACUGGUUCUCAUGUUAGGAAACACCAUCUUCGAACUAAUGCAUGUGGCCAAUCCCGAUAAGCUCACCAUGGCGCUAUGGUACUUUUUUAUGUUUGUUUACAUGGUCUUAAUGCAGUGGGCUGGUGUCAUCACCUUCCCACCAAGUCGUUAAACGCUCCUCGAUGCGCGUCAGUGAGACAUCACUUUACAAAGAAACCAACAUUUGGAAAUGAAUCAACUAUGGCACUGUUGGACCGGUUGUGUCCGACUAGAACAUGUGUAUGAAGGAAGCCAUGUAGAAGGAUAAAGUAUAACCUAUGCCACGGAGCUGAAUAACAGUCCGUAUCUGCUCAAAUGCGCAUGAACGAGUUUUCACAGUGUCCGAGAUUAGGCAAGGGAAUGAAGAUAGGAUGUACUUGAAGCUUUGACCAAAAAUUAUCUUUUAAU